Messenger RNA from Salvelinus namaycush (lake trout), 3126 nucleotides. Its product is annotated as short transient receptor potential channel 5-like. Gene Ontology annotation, cellular component: membrane; cation channel complex. The transcript is spliced from 11 exons. Bases 1 to 3126 code for a protein of 1041 amino acids. The record is from RefSeq and is a predicted model, not a curated record. Gene Ontology annotation, molecular function: protein binding; store-operated calcium channel activity; inositol 1,4,5 trisphosphate binding. NCBI's taxonomy places the organism in Eukaryota, Metazoa, Chordata, Actinopteri, Salmoniformes, Salmonidae. Gene Ontology annotation, biological process: manganese ion transport; calcium ion transmembrane transport; regulation of cytosolic calcium ion concentration.
AUGAAUCCCAUGGCCCAGCUGUACUACAAGAAAGCGAGCUACUCGCCGUACCGCGACCGCAUCCCGCUGCAAAUCGUGCGGGCGGAAGCGGAGCUGUCAGCGGAGGAGCGGGCGUACCUGACGGCGGUGGAGAAGGGCGACUAUGCCGGGGUGAAGCUGGCCCUGCAGGAGGCGGAGAUCUACUACAACAUCAACGUGAACUGCCUGGACCCGCUGGGGCGCAGCGCGCUGCUCAUCGCCAUCGAGAACGAGAACCUGGAGGUGAUGGAGCUGCUGCUCAACCACGGCGUGCACGUGGGCGACGCGCUGCUCUACGCCAUCCGCAAGGAGGUGGUGGGCGCCGUGGAGCUGCUGCUGUCCCAUCGCAGGCCCGGUGGAGAGAAACAGGUGCCCAACCUGAUGAUGGAUACUCAGUUCUCAGAGUUUACCCCUGAUAUCACACCCAUCAUGCUGGCAGCUCACACCAACAACUAUGAGAUCAUCAAGCUGCUGGUCCAGCGCAAGGUGACCAUCCCCCGGCCACACCAGAUACGCUGCGACUGCGUGGCCUGUGUCUCCAGCUCCGAGGUGGACAGCCUGCGUCACUCACGCUCCCGCCUCAACGUCUACAAGACCCUGGCCAGCCCGUCCCUCAUCGCCCUGUCCAGCGAAGACCCCAUCCUGACUGCCUUCCGCCUGGGCUGGGAGCUGAAGGAGCUAAGCAAGGUGGAGAAUGAGUUCCGUCAGGAGUACGAGGAGCUGUCCCAGCAGUGUAAGCUGUUUGCCAAGGACCUGCUGGACCAGGCCAGGAGCUCUAGAGAGCUGGAGACCAUCCUCAACCACCGCGAUGACCUCAGUGAGGAGCUAGACCCACAGGACUGCCGUGACCUGGCCAAGCUCAAACUAGCUAUCAAGUACCACCAGAAAGAGUUUGUGUCCCAGCCAAACUGUCAGCAGCUCCUGGCCACCCUGUGGUACGACGGUUUCCCCGGGUGGCGCAGACGCCACUGGGCGGUCAAGCUGGUCACCUGCUUCACCAUCGGCCUGCUCUUCCCCAUCUUCUCCCUGGUCUACCUGCUGGCGCCCAAGAGCGCCCUGGGCCUCUUCAUCAAGAAGCCCUUCAUCAAGUUCAUCUGCCACACAGCCUCCUACCUGACUUUUCUUUUCCUCCUCCUCCUGGCCUCCCAGCACAUCGUGAGAACAGACCUGCAUGUCCAGGGCCCGCCACCCACCGUGGUGGAGUGGAUGAUCCUUCCCUGGGUGCUGGGCUUCAUCUGGGCUGAGAUAAAGGAGAUGUGGGACGGAGGCUUCACUGAGUACGUCCAUGACUGGUGGAACCUGAUGGACUUUGCCAUGAACUCUCUCUACUUGGCCACUAUCUCACUCAAAAUAGUUGCUUACUUCAAGUACAACAGCUCUCGGCCGCGGGAGGAGUGGGAGAUGUGGCACCCGACGCUGAUCGCCGAGGGCCUGUUUGCUAUCGCCAACAUCUUCAGCUCCCUGCGCCUCAUCUCCCUGUUCACAGCCAACUCCCACCUGGGGCCUCUGCAGAUCUCCCUGGGACGCAUGCUGCUGGACAUCCUCAAGUUCCUCUUCAUCUACUGCCUGGUGCUGCUGGCCUUCGCCAACGGGCUCAACCAGCUGUACUUCUACUACGAGACCAAGGCCUCGGACGAGCCCAACAACUGCAAGGGCAUCCGCUGCGAGAAGCAGAACAACGCCUUCUCUACGCUGUUUGAGACGUUGCAGUCCCUGUUCUGGUCGAUAUUCGGCCUGCUCAACCUAUACGUGACCAACGUGAAGGCACGCCAUGAGUUCACAGAGUUUGUGGGAGCCACCAUGUUCGGUACCUACAACGUUAUCUCCCUGGUGGUGCUGCUCAACAUGCUCAUCGCCAUGAUGAACAACUCCUAUCAGCUCAUCGCUGACCAUGCGGACAUUGAAUGGAAGUUUGCCCGCACCAAGCUGUGGAUGAGUUAUUUUGACGAGGGAGGAACUCUCCCUCCGCCCUUCAACAUCGUCCCCAGCCCCAAGUCAGUGUGGUACCUGUGUGUGUGGACGCACAAUCGCCUGUGUGGACGGGACCAUCCCAGUCCCGACGACCCGAGGAAACACGAGAACUUAAAGGAGUUCACGGAGCGGCAUGCUGACAACCUGAUUCAGAACCAGCAUUAUCAGGAGGUGAUCAGGAACCUGGUGAAGAGGUAUGUAGCAGCCAUGAUCCGCAGUGCUAAAACAGACGAGGGUCUGACAGAGGAGAAUUUUAAGGAGCUCAAGCAGGACAUCUCCAGUUUCCGCUACGAGGUGUUGGACCUGUUGGGGGACAGGAAACCUCCGCGGAGGACCUACUCAUCCAGCAGUGAGGCUACCCAGCAGGACGAGGCCAACGAGGAAGAAGGGGCUGGACAGGCCCAGGGUCAGUCCAGGGACCAAGGGGCCAAGGGGGUAUCCUUCAGCACGUCAAUCGCUGAAAGGAAGAGCAAGGACUCUGGGUUCAGCGUCUCCGCCCUCUUUAAGUCCAUGUCAGGGGCAGACGGGGCAGUGGACAACAAACCAAAGAGCAACGGGCUCAGAUUCUCCUCCUCCCCCCCGUCCUCUGCUGCGUUAACCCACAGUAGUGGCCGGCUGCAACGCUUCUCCAAGUCCAAGAGAGACUCCAUCAGGCGGCUGGGCCUGCUCUUCUCCCGCAUGAACGGACACGUCCCAGAGCCCAGGUCCCCUCCUCCCAGGAUGCACCAGCCCACCUACAGCAUCUCAGACGGUCUGCUUCGGCAGCCCACAACCUGGCCGGACAUCCAGACCCACCCCAAUCCCCCGGUUACACGCAGCCUGUUCCACCUGGACCAGCUGGGGGUGAACCUGAACGAGCUACCACAUGCCCCUCCCCAGGCCCUGCCAUUGGGGUCACCCCAGCAGGCUAACGGAAGUGACAGUCUGCUCCUGCGACCGGCGGACCACUCCUUACCGCCGCCAGGCCACUCCGUGCCACCCCUGCACUGUGCAUCCAGCAUCACGGCCUCCAGCUCUCGGGCUGUCCUCCUGGGCUCUAGUGAGGACAUGUUUGAGGGCUGGAUAGGACCUUGUGACGAGCUGGACUCCUCUGAGUGGGGGGCUGAGCAGGACGACUCCAUCACAACACAGCUUUAG